AUGCACUUCCCCGACGAGGGUGCAGGUGGCAAGUGCAACAAGGAGUUUUGGAGCAAGUGGAUUCCGCGUCGCAUCAAGCACAAUGCCUUCGUGCUCUCCCUGUGGGCCUGCGUGUGGCUGCUCGGCACCUACCCUUUGGGACGUCCUCUGAGCGAGGGCUGGCGGUUCAUGUUCACUGUGUCCGUCUUCGCUCGCAUCGGCUACUCCGCGGCCUGGAUGUUCAUCACCAACUUCACUCACAGCUUGCCUUGGAACGAGUUCCUCGCGCAGGAUCCUGGCCGCACGUGGCCGGUGCUUCACAACGUGAUGGCCAUGGUGCUCGGCGGGAAGCACCGCUGGAACGAGAUGCUCUUCCACGACGUGCACCAUGCCUUCCCGAACGCGGUCGGCACGCUGAGCCAGCGCGGCCGCUUCCACGGCUGGGAGAAGGUGCACGACGCCGCUGCCGAGGUCCUUCAUCGAGGCCUGUGGAAGCCCAAUGGUGAUGAGGAGACCCAGAUGCAGAAGACCCAGUGCCGUGGAGGCGGAUCAGAAUGGCUUUCACUGUUUUGGGCUGCCAAAUCUACCGAGAAGUUUCCGCCGCCUGUGGAUUACAACCGCCUGUGGAUUAGGAGUGACAGUCCUUUGAACCAGAAUCGCAGCGCAGG
Messenger RNA from Symbiodinium sp. CCMP2456, 647 nucleotides. The record is from the annotation of a GenBank genome assembly. NCBI's taxonomy places the organism in Eukaryota, Dinophyceae, Suessiales, Symbiodiniaceae.